GGUGCUCACUAGCUGUCGUUUGCAUGUUUUUGUUCUGCUCUGCUUUACUUUUACAUAAUUGGGUAUCGGCAGUUUUCCUUAUUUAAUUAAUUCUGAAAACUUGAACAAGUUGCCUGGCACGAAGCCUCCCCACGCAGGGCUGUGAAUGCAGUGACGGGGGGUGGGGGGGGACGUCCUGUCAGAGCAGGGUGGUUGGGGUGGGGCUGGGCACAGGUGACGAAGCACCCUCACGUCAGGACCAGACGCCCCGGCACAAGUACAAGCAUAGCACCGUCCCCACCACACGGACCACGCCACGUGUGUUCCUGUUGUAAGUCUGGUUAUGACCCAUAAGGGAUUGCAGUCACGACUGCUGCUUGGGGAAGUCCGGAUCCUGGCAAAGGGAGGCUCAGGACUGAGCUGAGGAAGGAGAAGCGCAGGCUGUGGACAAGCUCGCUCCCUGGAGGGGUGCGCGAGAGACGGCUCCUGGUUUACAACAAGGACAGGGCUCCUGGGGUCAUGUCCCUGUAAGGCAGUGUGGGCACCGUUCCUGGGAGCAGGGUCCAGCCUGGCUCCUCACCCAGCCUCGCAGACUGGGACAGGUUGGUCGUAACCUGUGCCCCAGUGUCACAUCCCAGAGAACAGGAUGAUCACUCACUUCCUGGGGUGCCUGAGGAUGAAGUGUCCUCCAUGGAGGUCGCUUAGAAUUGCUCAGGACCACACUGGCACAGGGCUGUUCCCGCAUUUUGGUUUUUCUUACUUUUACAGAUUGGUCAGCAGUACCUGUUAGAUUCCAGCACCUUCGUCUUUGUGAAAUCAGCGGCUCAGCAUUUCUUCUCGGAGGCAGUGGUUAGAAAAUGUAGAGCCAGGCUGGGGUAGAGGUGCAGAUGGGGACAGCACAGGUGUAGACCUGGCGUAGGGGGUGCAGGUGGGGACAGCACAGGUGUAGACCUGGAGUAGGGCGUGCAGGUGGGACAGCUCAGGAGGUGUAGACCUGGCGUAGGGGGUGGAGGUGGGGACAGCACAGGUGUAGACCUGGAGUAGGGGGUGCAGGUGGGGACAGCUCAGGAGGUGUAGACCUGGAGUAGGGCGUGCAGGUGGGGACAGCACAGGUGUAGACCUGGAGUAGGGGGUGCAGGUGGGGACAGCACAGGAGGUGUAGACCUGGAAUAGGGGUGCAGGUGGGACAGCUCAGGAGGUGUAGAGAGAGACCUGGUUAGUAUUGAAGUAAACUAUUGUAGAUGAUUCAAAAAAUUAAAGCAAUAUUUUUUUUAUCCCUGUUGAUAGCAGCAGGUAUAUAGGUGAAUUCAAAAUGCUAGAAGCGAAAACAUUUCUUCAACUUCCUUUUGUGUUUUUUCUUAGAACAUUUGCCUAUAUUGGAGGGGUUAGGCAAGGACAGAGGCACCAGCGUACCUGGCUCUCCCUCACUGGCGUUCAUCGUCUGUGACUUUCACAAGACACAGCCCGUGGGAAUUGGUCUACACUACCCUGGUUACCCAGAUCGGAGACUUUGCCUCGUGUGAUGAGAGGCCCAUUCAGCCACCAUCCUUGCGUGUGUUAAAACCGUCUCUUCCUUCUGACGGAGGGCACUUACCCCUUGCAGGAAAGAUGAGCCUUAAUACCUGAAGUCGUGAUGCAGGCGCUUGUCCUGAUGCGGCAGAGUGAGCAGCAGGCUCAGGCAGGCAGGCUGGCAGCACCACAGCGCGGACUGCUGUCCUCCCUGUGCACACACGCAGGCACACGCACGCACACACCAUGGCCUGUCAACCCCGCCAGGCUCCACGGGACCAUGGGGAGAAGCAGUGCAGCCAGGCCCAGGGGCAGGCCGGUGCUCUGAGCACCCCCCCCUCCGCCUUGCCUACAGCUGGGAGGGCCAGGCUCACGGGGCUCAGCAGCCCUUCAGAGGGACCCUGGCAGCGUCACUGGAACCGGGAAUUCCUCAUCCCAGGAGUGGCUGGGCCUGGGCCUGUGUUGGGAGUGGGACUUUGCUUCUGCCGCACUCCAGGCAGGAAGCUGCCCGGCAGGUGGUGAGUGCCAUCACUGGUCGGAGCCUUGUGUCAUCCAGUCCACACCUGGGGAUGCCCUCCGUGACCCUGCCACGCCCGUGUUUGGAGACAUGCAGCCGUGUCUGUCUGUCCUGGGGGUGGUUUUCUAGCUAGCAGAUUAGCCAGUGUCCCUGGUCCAUCGUGUUCCUUACUUGUCUGCGCCUUCUUUGAGUCUGUCCUUUGGGUAGAAGGCAGUGAGCAACCUGGCAGCUGAGAGAGCAGGGGUCUCUGACUUCCUGAGAGUCUGACCUAAAGGCAGUCAGUGGAAGGGUCAGUGCCUCUGUAAUGCGGAAGUUCCAGAAUGUUCCCGUGUAACCAGUUAUGCCUGGGAGCACUGGGAGUCAAAACAUGACUGUUUUCAGUUUGCUUAGAAGAAGCAGCAUUAAAAAGAGUAAAAGCAAGUUUCUUCCCAGUGUGCCUGGCUGCACCAGCCCCUCUGCAUCCCACCUCUCUCCUCCCGACAGGCACAGGCCCCGUCCACCCCUGUGGGACCAUCUGGACCUGGGAGCUGGCAGCUGAUUUUCUCACGUGUUUUGUCUGCUGCUAACAAAAUUUCUGACGGAGUCCAGUCCCGUCUUGUGUUGGGGCCCCACCUGCACACUAAAGUGUGUAGCAGUGUGACAUGUCCUGGUUUCCUUUCCUGCUGAGGUCCGUGGACCCUAGAUUCAGAAUGACGUUUCGUACACCAGCUGCUUCUGAGUUUAUGGUGGCAUCGGAGAGUAAGACUGACAGGCAGGUGUUUCCUGUCGUGGCCCAGUGAAAGCCCCUGGCUCCCCACUGGUGUGCUGCACACGCCUCAGACAUCUCCACAGGCGGAGACGGCCGAGGAACACAGCUCCUGGCCCAGAGAGCUACCUGCCGCCCUGUCCCUGCGCCUGAGACGCUUUCCCAAGGAUGUGCAGACUGGAGAGCGUGUUUCUCAUUCUGCCUGAAAUUACAUUACACUGGGAUAGGGAUAAAGAGAAGACAGUAGCUGUGCGUCAUUAAGCAGCUAAUUUAAAUUAUGAAAUAGACAUAAAUCCUACGUGCAUUUUAGCUAAAGUGUAUUAACAUCCAUCCAUGGGGCAGACUGUGCGUUCACUCAUUUUUCUUCUUAUUUUGUGGUGUAACAGCAGAAAUGGAAGAUUUUGAUUCAUUCAUUUCAUUUUAGCUUGCCAUAUAUAAGCAAAACAAGUCAUUAAAAUGUGCUUUAAAAGGGAGGUUAUAAUGAUACAAACAAAUAACUCUUAUGAAUGAGCUUUAAUAUAUUUCAUUGAAAUAUUGGCAUAAUUUUUACCCAUUCAAAACAUCCAUAACAAGACACGUAAUGAAUCGUGUAGAAGGCAUAAAGUUGUUUGUUUUUCGAACCCAGGAAAAGAACAGUGCUGUGGAAUAGUGUUGCUCGUGUUGCUGGCAGUUUUAGUGGCGUUGGCCGGUCGGAGGACAGCUGUGUGUGCGUCGUGACCCGGCACUGUCUUCUCCUCGGCCGUCAGCGCUCUCUGGCUCCCAGUCUGAGCCACGGGGCCCAAUGCACUCUCUGACCUGGGUGCUCCUCUGUUCUUUCCCUUCCUCGUUUUUCCUCUGUUCUCGUUUUCCACUCCACCAGUCAUUUCUUCCCUGCUUUUGCUGUACCCCCAGGCCUAGGAGCAGAGGUUGAGUUAGAAGCCACCUGCGUCUUACCAGACUUCACGCGGGUUGGGAAGUUCCAGCUGGGUGUGCAGAAAGCAGUGGCUGGGGGCGGUAAGCAGGCUGUCUGGUCUUCUGUUGGCGGCAAGUCCCCUGCGUCCCCCCAGGACACACGCAGAGCCAUGCAGAGUCAUUUUGGUCAGACUCGGCACAUUAGAGUUGAACUGCUGCCCGGGCUCCCUGUCUGUAAUCGUCACGCAGCUCCAGGAAGUUCAGAGCAGCAGAGCUGGCCCUGCUCGCAGAAUAUGUCACAACAAGAAAAGCAGCCGACAGAAAGCUUACUGUUAGCACUUCUCCUCUCUGCCGUACGGGGAUGCGGGUCCCCAGCCUGGAGGGUGCAAGAGAAGGUAGGUGUGUCUGACGCCCGCCUCCCCCCUGCGGUUCUGCAGCAUGGGGAGACAGGUCCGUCUAUGUGGGGCGUGGGGAAACAGGUCCGUCUGUGCGGGUGGGGAGACAGGUCCCUCUGUGUGCAGGUGGGGAGACAGGUCCCUCAGUGUGCAGGUGGGGAGACAGGUCCCUCUGUGUGCGGGUGGGGAGACAGGUCCCUCUGUGUGCGGGUGGGGAGACAGGUCCCUCUGUGCGGGUGGGGAGACAGGUCCGUCUGUGUGCGGCGUGGGGAGACAGGUCCCUCUGUGCGGGUGGGGAGACAGGUCCCUCUGUGCGGGUGGGGAGACAGGUCCCUCUGUGUGGUGUGGGAGACAGGUUUGUCCAUGUGUGGUGUGGGGAGACAGGUCUGUCCAUGUGGGGCAUGCAGAGACAGGUCCGUCUGUGUGCGGUGUGGGGAGACAGGUCCGUCUCUGUGUGGUGUGGGAGACAGGUUUGUCCAUGUGUGGUGUGGGAGACAGGUUUGUCCAUGUGUGGCGUGGGGAGACAGGUCUGUCCAUGUGGGGCAUGCAGAGACAGGUCCGUCUGUGUGCGGUGUGGGGAGACAGGUCCGUCUCUGUGUGGUGUGGGAGACAGGUUUGUCCAUGUGUGGUGUGGGGAGACAGGUCUGUCCAUGUGGGGCAUGCAGAGACAGGUCCGUCUGUGCGGGUGGGGAGACAGGUCCAUCUGUGUGGUGUGGGAGACAGGUCUGUCCAUGUGCGGCGUGGGGAGACAGGUCUGUCUCUGUGACUUCUAAUUAGUGCUCAAGCUGACUCUCCACCAGCCAACCGCUCGGCAGGGAGUAAGUUGUGCAGAUCCAAAUGUGUGGUUUUCCUGUCACUCACAUCUGUGUACGUUUCAUUAUUUUAAUAGCUUUUUUGGUAAAAGCUAUUUACUUUAAUUCUAAUCUACCUCUUCAGUCUCUUUUGAGAAACCUGUUCUUGGGAUACCCAUGGUUAAAGCUACUCUUCGCUCAACAAAAAUUGAAAUUUUUAAAACUAGAAACAUUAAGUAUUCAAUUAGCAAAUAUUUGCAUUUUUCCAUCUUGUCUUCAGUCCUUUUUGUAAUCAUUGGAAGUGCCCAUCACCAGCAAAUGCAGUGAAGCUGGUCCCCGGCCUCCCGUCACACAGUUCACAGCCGUAGGUCUGCUGUGUGGCCCUCUGGAAUCCAUUUUCGCUCAACGUGUGCACGAAGAAGCCUCCCCGCACACGCACACAGAAGGAGAGAGAGCUGUCUCACGUGCUUUCAGAACGGGUACCUCCAGCACGUCUGUCUUUCCCUCGCCUUUCUCCACUUAGCGUUACUCACCCCGCCGUGUCCUUAAGGAUGAAUUGAACAAUGCAGAUCUUUCUGACCUUGGGCUGUUAGGAGCAAUGAUAUUGUAAGAAUCUCUGUCCAUUUCUCUUGGUGCAUGUGUUCAAGAGUUUCUCUGAAGUCUGAAUUUAAAAUGGCAUUGCUGGGUUGUGUGGCAUUUGCAUUUUAGUUUUACAAGAAACCGCUGAAUUGCUCUCCGAAGCAUCUGUGCUAAUUUCCACUCGAACAACAGUGCAUGACAAGUCCCGGCUCCCCGUGUGUCAGUAGUGUUGUCAGGUGGUCACCUGGGGGCUCUGAAAUCCCACCUCUCGGCACUUUUCGUCUUUGGAUUCCUGCUGAGUUUCGUGUCCACCGACGUUGGCCUUUCCUCUUCAGGGACCUGCUCUUUCAUAAGCUUUGUCCAUGUUUCUGUCAGUUUGUGUUUCUGUUACUGAUUUGUGAGGCUCUUUCUAUACUCUACGUAUUUAAUCCUUUUCUGUUAGAUAGUUUGAAAUAUUUUUCCCAUUCUGGGAAGUACUUGCAACCUUGAAGAAAAAGUAUUUUGAUUUAAAAAUACCAACAUAACCUUUUUUGUUUGCAGCCUUAACGUUUUGGGAAUAUUUUGUUGAUUCCACGCAGUACUGCAGGCAUAGCAGGAAUAAUAAAUGCAAAUGAAUCAUGCCUGUGUCAUGGAGACACGAGAGACAUCUGCCAGGCAGCUUUCUGGAACAUUCUUCUAGCUGGAUGAGCACGCAUGGGUGCCCAGACUGCCCCCCGGGCAUGGCAGUAGUUCUGGAAGGUGCCUUAUUGGAGCCUGUGUUGUGUCUGAUAUGCGUCUCUUCCCUGGAGCUUCCGAGGCAGCCUACAUCCGGAUUCCCUCAUGUGCACCUGUAGCCUGUGGAAGGUGCUCUCCGCCAGGGGCCACCUGCUGGUUGGCUCUAUUUCUCAGGAGCGUCUGUGGCCCUGUAGACAGCACCUGAUCCCCCCACAAAUCUCCACUGUCCAUGCGCACUGCUGCCUCAUGCGUCCUCAGGGAGCGUGCAGCCUCACUUGUCAGCCUCCCGCUGUCCCACCCCCCUGAGAGGAGGGAGGCAAGUGUCAGGUCUUCAUGGGCCCCAGCCUUUUCCUAACAGCAAGUGGUUUUGGUUUCAUCUGUUUGUCUUUAAUGUUGACAACUUAGGAAUUACUGUUCAUUAUAGCACUUUAAGAUACCUUGUAGAGACUGACGCAAUGGCACAGUAGGUAAAGCCACCACCUGCAGUGCCAGCAUCCCAUGUGGGUGCCAGUUGGAGUCCCGGCUGCUCUCUCCCAAUCCAAUCUCUCCCUGCUAAUUCAUUAGGAAAGCAGCAGAGGAUGGCCCAAGUACUUGGGCCCCUGCACCCCCGUGGGGGACCUGGGUGAAACUUCUGGCUCUUGGCUUCAGCCUGGCCCAGCCCCAGCUAUUGCAGCCAUCUGGGGAGUGAACCAGUGGAUGAAAGAUCUCUCUCUCUCUGCCUGUGCCUGUGCCUGUGCCUCUCCCUCUCUGUAACUCCGCCUUUCAAAUAAAUAAAUCUUUUUUUAAAAUAUGUGUUAAAAAUCCUUUUGAGAGCCAGUCUUUAUUUGUCUGCAAUAACUUUAUUAAAUUUUUUUGACCUUGUGAUUAUUAUACUAGAAGGCAUUGUUUCAUGAGAAGUGUUGACAGGGAUUGUAUCCAUGGAUGGGUGACAUUAUUACUUCAUUCAUUGUCAUUCAUUGGAUUUCUUAGUUAACCUCUUGUAUUGGUAGUGCAUUUGUUACAAUUGAUGAACUGGUAUUCACACAUUAUUAUCAACAAGUGUUCGUAGUCUACACUUGGGCCCAGUUCACAGCACCUGGCAAAGGGCGGAGUCAGACUUUCCCCUGCCCCAGGCGGCAGGCAAGCCUGUGCUACGUGUUUGCUGUAUUCUUACCUCCAGAGAAAAUGGAAUGUCCAUCCCAGUGCUUUCAUCAGUCCACUCCAGUCCUGAAUACUUAAUUUCAGCCUCUUGUAGGCCAGUUAGAUGGUUCCAGAUCUCUACCUCGAUGAGAGGGAGCAUGUAGGCCUAGGCGGUGCCAGUGCCUGGAGUUUUCAGAGUACCGCUCAACUGUCCACACAGCGGGGGAAAUGAGGGCCCAGUCUUUCCACCAGAAGUAAACCGUGUUUGAUGGCCUUCAAUGUUUAGGAAAGGCAGUGCUGUAAUGAUUGCAUGUGAAAUCUUGUUUCAAAACUACCCCUUGAGUAAACUAGCAUCAUGUCAGGCUAGAAGUGAUGAGACUCUAAUUCAAUGCUAAAUCUCUCUUCCCUCCCAUCCACGGUCCCUUCCACCACGUCGGUCAAGGUGAAUUAUCAUUGUGUCUUGAAUCCUCAUAGAUUCUCAUCUCUAGUUCUCAGACUAAGUUCUGAAGCUUUUUGUGUCGACAGAUGAGCCGACACCAUAGCUCCAAAGUGAGUGUUCAUCUGACGUCAACCGUCAGCUUCGUUCCCCUGACAAAGUCAGUCCAGCUCUUAACGAGAACGCCCGCCGCCUGGUUCUGUGUGCAGCUCACUUUGCGCUGCGCAGGAUGCGUCUGGCACUUCCGUCUUCGGAGGAGGCUGUCAGUCCUUUCCCUGCUCCUCGCCUCGCAGUUCCUUCUCUGUGACAUGCGGCGUUCCCAUCUUGUCCCAGACACGCAGCAGUCAUGUGCCAAACAACAGUGUUUUGGCCAGUGAUGGUCCACGUGUGACAUUUGUCCCGCGAGAUACUUUACCUCAUGUUGUUGUCAUAGCGAAUGGUGUCAGUGCACACGACAUCCUACCAGCGCUCUUCUCAGAAUACACCCCCAUUGGCAGGUGACGUUGCUGAGGGCCGUGAGCGUGGCUCCGUGGUCUUGGUCAGGCACAUUUGUGCACCAAGCAGUGUCCCCAACACUGAGCGGCAACAGGAUGGACCCCUGGGCGCCGCUGAAGUCAGGGGAGAGGAAUUCAGAGCAGAAAUGUCAGCGGCGGCCUCAUAACUCAGGAGUGUCCUCGGAGCUGGCUGAUGUCAGAGUCGGUGCCUGGGCAAGGGCACAGUGGGAUCCUGCCAGCGCUCACCACGCCGGGCGGCACCAGCGGCCAUGUGUCCCUCCCGGGCCUCCCAGCAGCCUGGCCAUGUCUGUUUCCCUGUCCUGGUGUGCAGAUGACGCAGCACCCUAGGGAGGGUCCAGGUCGCAGUGCCUGGUGAGGAGCGGAAAGACUGUUCCCCUGCCCCUCGCUGCGGACACGUCGGCACCCCCAGAAGCGAGCGCAGCUCCUGUCUGCUCCCUUUCAUUUCUCAGGGCCCAGCUCCAGGACGGGCUGCUUCCCGGCACGUGCCUUUUGGACUUGUGCGGUGGCAGUGUGGAUUUUCAGCACUGCGGGGGACUGUCUAAAAUAAAUUUUGUAGGAAUAUUUUCAUUUAAUGUUUUCUAAAUGAUUGAUGAGAACGCUCCUACAGUAUUUAUACCAACCUAGAUUUUGGCAGGUCAUGACUAUACAUGGGAAUCUUCCAGAAAAACAGAUCCGUGAGGAAUAAUUUUUCCUUACAGAUUGUGACUGGCCUCUUUUUCUUUUUUUUAACCGGCGCUUUCUCCCUGCAGGAGAGAGACAGGCCUCGGGGCUGGGGCGGAAGCCUUGCAUAUUUUAUCUCACUUGGCAGCUCCGCUUAGCAUGAAGGAUUUUGCUGAGAUUCCCAGUGUUGGCUCUUCAGGGCCCGACUGAGAGAAUUCUUACAGCAUUACUUUUAUGCACACUGCUUUAAAAUAGGCAAAUGUCUGAACCACAUCAAAGCCGUUUCUGGCCGUGCGUGCUUGCAGAGGUGGCGUGGUCCCCCCAGGACGGCGGCUGCAGCGCUCCUGUGGUGUACCCAGUGCCGAGCUGCAUGCCUGGCACUGCAAACAGAACGAGUGUCCAUGAGUUACCGCUGUGAGUUUGACUGGAGGCAGUGGACAGCGUCCCCCACUGUGUCCAUUUCCGGUGUGAACGUGUGUGAACCACAUAUUUUUCUACUCAUUUAAUUCCCUCUAUUUGUCUCUUUCAUAUGAAGCUGUGUAAGUCUUUUCAUGGAAGAUUUGUAAUCUGUGUAAGAUCUCUCCUGCCGAGAACAGCGCGGGUGGUGGUGACGUGGCUCCUCGUCACCACCGUCUGCGUGCUUGUGUCUGCCCUGGGGGACGCAGGCUCCAGAUUCGAGGCACAGGGAGGCCGCAGGCGUGUGCUGCCUGCUGUCUCAGGGACACUGUGGGCGCUGUGGGAAGCUCCCCCCGAGUCGGCGUGGAGCUGCUGCCAAGGGCCGGAUGCGGUUGUGUUGGCAGGUUUGGGUGAACUGUGACGGGCAUGUCCACUUGCGUAAGGGCCCGGAGGACAGGGUGAGGGAGCAGCGCCGGCCUGCGUCCUGUGGGGAACUCCCGCAGGCCCUGCCGGCUGUGGUUUUCUGCCGGCACUGGAGGGCUGACCAGGUGAGAGGAGGAGCUGAUCACCCUGGGGUUGGAGGCGCGAGUGACUGUGAAGUCCUCAGCCGUCACCUGUGGGGGGAAGGAGCCCACUGAGUUUUGUUCUUUUUUCCCAGCAUGUUAAGAUGUAACUCUGGAAGAAUGUUGCAGCAUCAUUCAUUUUCACCUGUGUGUGGUUUACACAACGUGUCCUGCAAAUCCAAGGCAGAAAUGGGCACGUUUGCUCACAAGUCAUUUCUCCCUGUGGAAAGCCAAGCUGCAGGAGCUCCUGGAGGCGCGUCUGGGAUCGUGAGAGCGCUGGAAAGGAGCGUCAGCCGCAGGGCGUCAGCCCCUGUGCCGGCCCCACCGCCAGGUCCCUGAGACCCAGCCUGUCCUCAGCGCUCUCGGCUGAACUUCUUCCUCGCCUUUCCCGUGCUCCGUGUUGUCCUUAAGUGCCUGCC
Oryctolagus cuniculus (rabbit) is the source of this 10228-nucleotide messenger RNA. The record is from RefSeq and is a predicted model, not a curated record. NCBI's taxonomy places the organism in Eukaryota, Metazoa, Chordata, Mammalia, Lagomorpha, Leporidae.